GGGAUAACUAUCUAACUAAAGAAGGCUUAUGAGCGGCAGAAUGUCCAGGCCGCCUGAAAAAGUAGGUAGGUACACGGGUAAUGGUCCUGGUCCAAGGAGUCCGCCCUUCGUUACCUAGGAUGACAUACCGUCCUCAUUCGUUGCGAUAUAUCAAAUAUAUCAAAUACAUCAAACAUACCACCUAAACAUUUUAUCUGAUCUGACGACACUCACUCGGCACACUCUGCUGUUACACAAUAAAUACCUUUCGACCUUUGGGACGUUUCGAAUAUACUCAUUUAUUGGUCUUGGCCUGGAGUUAGAGCGUCGUAGAUUGUCGAUAUGUCGGACUAUAGGGACUUAAGGAUAUCCGUUAUUGGCGCGGGUAUGGGCGGCCUUGCUUGCGCCCUCGCCUUCGCUAAGAAAGGGUUCAAGCAUGUCGAUGUAUACGAGACAGCCUCGAACCUGGGGUUCGUCGGCGCGGGUAUUCAACUGGCUCCGAAUAUGGCCCGCGUGCUGGAUCGCUGGGGUUGCUGGGACGGCAUCUUAGCUGAAGCUACCAACAUCAAAGCCUCCAGUAUCCGUGAAGGAUCCACGAAUCGCGAGCUCGUUCAUGUCGAGAUGCCCGACAUCGAGGAAAAGUACGGAUAUCCCCACUGUACCGGACACCGAGCGUCUCUAGCCGGCGGCUUAUACGAGGGAUGUAAGAAGGAACCCAACAUCACUUUCCAUUUCUCGACCUCGCUGGCCGAUGUGAAGUCCUUCGGCCCUGGUAAAGUCGUAUUCACGGUACAGCCGCGUAACGGCGAGGCGUACGAUGUAGAGACCGACGUCCUUCUCGGCGCAGACGGUAUAAAAUCCGUCGUGCGAACCGGAAUAUUGAAGGGCCUAAACAUCACGGCUGACGUCGAGGACACGGGGCAAGCCGCGUACCGAAUUAUGUUGACGCGGGCCGAGAUGGAGCACGACCCAGAUCUCCUCGAGCUGUUGGACGCUGACUGUGCGCUGCGAUGGAUCGGCGAGAAACGACAUAUCGUGGCGUACCCUAUUAGCAACAAGACCAUCUACAACUUGUCGACAUGCCAGCCUGACGUCAACUUCGCCGCGGCGACUAACGCCACGUACACGACGCGUGGAAGCAAGCCCGCCAUGCUUAAGGUGUAUGGCGACUUAGAUCCCAUCGUCCUCAAGAUGCUUAAUAUGGUGCCUGAGGGUGAGGUCUGCGAGUGGAGACUGCGCUCACACAAGCCGCUCGAUAGCUGGAUUCUGGGAGGUGUUGCCCUUGUCGGUGACGCCUGCCAUCCAACGCUGCCACACCUUAGUCAGGGUGCUGCGAUGGCUAUCGAAGAUGCUGCCGUGCUAGCGGAGGUUGUAAGUCAGGCGCCUAGCGGUGGCGCCGAUAGGGAUGCCCUAUCUAAGGCGCUUAAGGUCUACGAGCUCCUGAGAAAGGAGCGGACAUCGAUACUAGUAGAGUUGGCGGCUUCUUCGGCGCGAACGCUACAUCUAGGCGACGGCAAAGCGAAGGAAGAACGCGACAGACAGUUCAAGGAGGCCAAAAAGGGGACUCCGAUUCCAGAUAAGUGGGCCAGUCCCGAGGUGCAGCAUAUGAUCUACUCGUAUGACUGCGUGGCGGAAGCCCAGGAGAAGUUCGACGAGUUGUACGCUACGCUUACGGGUGAUAUAAAUGGUCAUACGAACGGCGCAAACGGCUUUGCGAAUGGACAUGCCCAGGGCAUUGCUGUAUAGAGGAUUUUUAGCAUGUUUCAACACAUUGUACAAGAGACGGAUGUGAUAUUUAGCAAGCAAGUAAUCAAGCGGGCAGAAGCAGUAAUCACAUGAAAUUGAGAUUACAAG
Messenger RNA from Annulohypoxylon maeteangense, 1833 nucleotides. RefSeq names its product FAD/NAD(P)-binding domain-containing protein. NCBI's taxonomy places the organism in Eukaryota, Fungi, Ascomycota, Sordariomycetes, Xylariales, Hypoxylaceae. The transcript has 2 exons. The coding region runs from base 322 to 1725 and encodes 467 amino acids. The record is from RefSeq and is a predicted model, not a curated record. Gene Ontology annotation, biological process: secondary metabolite biosynthetic process. Gene Ontology annotation, molecular function: FAD binding; monooxygenase activity.